ACACAAUCUUGUAUAUCACUUAAUAUAUGAAUGAAUAUCCUUAGAGACUAAUGCAACAUUUGCCGCAUUGUCAAUAAACAUACGAGUUCUUAUUUAAUAAUAUUGUCCUAUUCAUAUAUUGGUAAUAAAAUUUUAUGUAGUGAAAUUGAUGUGAAGAAUAUUCGUAACCUUGCGAAAUAUUAAUGAACGGAAAAAAUAAUUGUAUUUUGACAAAAAUACUUUAAAAAAGCAAUGGCAUCAAAUAUCUUUAAACGUUUCCAUUCUAUUCAGAUACUUUUAUUUAUUGUUAUUUUCAUAUUUAUGUUUGAAUUUGAACAAAAAGUUUUUUUUCAUGUUGAACAAUCGAGAAACAUCACACGAAGAAAGGGGUCGGAAAUAAAUCUGCUGUCACAUAAAAUGUUCGAAGUGAAGCCGAAACCUGGGUUAAUGCAACUCAUCAAUCCCACUGAACCAAAAUAUGCAUUAACGUUAAAUGGAUCUUAUCUGCUAGAAAAAAAAGAUAUAUGUUCGUCAGUGAAACACUUGAAAAUGUUAAUACUUAUUCUUUCAGCAGCAACCAAUUUUCAGAAAAGGGAUAUCAUAAGAGAAACUUGGGGAAAUACAAGUUCAUAUUCCCAAUACGGAAUAGUCAAAUUGUUGUUCCUCUUAGGAAAAUCUGUUGAUACAGACAUUCAAAGAAAUAUAAGAGAGGAAUUUAAACGCCAUGCAGAUAUCCUUCAAGGACAAGUUAUAGAUUCCUAUCAGAACUUAUCUCACAAAACUGUUUUAGGCUUAAAAUGGCUAAAUGAACGGUGCAGAAACUCGGAAUUUAUAUUAAAAACCGACGAUGACAUAGUUGUGAAUAUGUUCCUUGUUUUUCAAAAUGUGUUGCUUGAUAUUGCUGUUGAUAAAUACCAUGUGCAUUGUAAUCAUUUAAAAACAUCAAGAAUCUUGCGAUCAAAAACAUACAAAACUGCUGUUGAACCGCAUCAAUUUAGAGGCGUAAAAUACCAUAUGCCAUAUUGUCAAGGUAAUUACGUGUUGUUAUUAAAUGAUAUUGUCCCAUCCUUAUACAGGGCUGCAUCUAUUACACCAUUUUUUUGGAUUGACGAUGUUUUUAGUUAUGGAAUCAUUAUGAGUAAUAUACCUUCUUUGAAGUACAAGCGAAUCAAAUCCGAUGAACAUAUAUCGUACUCAAAACUUACUAGAUUACCUUGUUGGAAGCGAAUAUUGCCAGCAUGUUGUCAUAUAUUUAUUAAUUCUGGUAAUGAUUAUGAAACAAGGGACGUUUGGUCAAAAAUAAUGAAGCAGUAUCAAGACUUCAGCAAUAAAACGUUAAACUAUUGCUGAAAUAUGUUUUCAACAUACGAAAUAUCAAUGAAAUAAUAAAAGCAAAAUACUUACAAAUACAGUGAACUCAUUUGUGUAU
Messenger RNA from Ruditapes philippinarum (Manila clam), 1408 nucleotides. RefSeq names its product beta-1,3-galactosyltransferase 5-like. NCBI's taxonomy places the organism in Eukaryota, Metazoa, Mollusca, Bivalvia, Venerida, Veneridae. Gene Ontology annotation, molecular function: hexosyltransferase activity. The record is from RefSeq and is a predicted model, not a curated record. Gene Ontology annotation, cellular component: membrane. Bases 232 to 1329 code for a protein of 365 amino acids. The transcript has a single exon.